Molecule: messenger RNA, 4177 nt
Organism: Patella vulgata (common limpet)
Lineage: Eukaryota; Metazoa; Mollusca; Gastropoda; Patellidae
Product: sulfide:quinone oxidoreductase, mitochondrial
Exons: 10
Coding region: 129-1454 (441 amino acids)
Cellular component (GO): mitochondrion
Molecular function (GO): FAD binding; sulfide:quinone oxidoreductase activity
Source: RefSeq, a predicted model, not a curated record
AGAUGUCAAAUCAGGUCGAUGUUCCGCUCAUGAAAUCUUUCGUGUUGAUGCAAUAGUGUAAUUGCGAUAAUUGUAUCAAUCAUAGAUUGGUAUAACACCAGAUCUAAAGACAUUUUAUAAAGUUCAGCAUGAAUUCACAGAAAAUUUGCUCACCAGGCUGUAUCAACUUUAUUUCGCAAAUUUCACGAAGUUUUAGCAAGUCGUGUGCAAGAGAAAGUCAGAAAAAGUGUCGACUUCUUGUCAUUGGAGGAGGAACGGGAGGUUGUUCCACUGCUGCCAAGUUUGUCCGAAAAAUAGGUGCCGGAAAUGUUACCCUUAUUGAACCAGCAGAUACCCAUUACUAUCAGCCCAUGUGGACAUUGGUUGGUGGUGGAAUAAAAAGUUUAGAUGAUUCUUCCCGCUCUAUGAAGUCUGUGAUUCCAAGUGGUUGUGAAUGGAUAAAAGAUAAAGCUGUAAAAUUUGAUCCAAUCAAUAAUACUGUGACCACAGCUAAUGGAACAAAUGUCCAAUAUGAAUAUCUUAUUGUUGCCAUGGGUUUGCAGUUGAAUUAUGGUCAUGUAAAAGGACUCUUAGAAGCUUUAGAACAUGAUCCUGCUGUUGUUUCGAAUUAUUGGGACAAAAGUCUGGUCAAAACAUUUCCUGCUUUACAGAAGUUACAGAGUGGAAAUGCUAUUUUCACGUUUCCUAAUACACCAAUAAAAUGUGCAGGUGCUCCACAGAAGAUUAUGUAUUUGGCAGAUGAUUUCUGGAGGAAGAAUGGAAGACGUGAAAAUAUUAAUAUCAGUUUUAAUACUGCUCUUGGUGUUAUUUUCGGUGUUAAGAAAUAUGCAGAUCGACUUUCUGAAAUCGUCAAAAAAAGAAAUAUUGGUGUUAAUUUUAAUCUGAACCUCAUAGAAGUAAAACCUGAAUCGAAGGAAGCCAUAUUUGCUGUUACAAAUAGUGAUAAGGGAGAAACAAAAUCAGUAAAGUAUGAUUUUCUACAUGUUACUCCACCUAUGUCAUCACCAGAUGCUUUAAGAGAGAGUACAUUAGUAGAUCAGACAGGAUAUUUAAAUGUCAAUAAAGAAACAUUACAGCACAUGGAAUAUAAAAAUAUAUUUGGAAUUGGUGAUUGUACCAAUGUUCCUACUUCUAAAACAGCUGCUGCCGUUGCUGCUCAGGCAGGAAUCCUAAAGACAAAUCUUAGUGCUGUUAUAGAUGGAAAACCUGUUCAGUCACUGUACAAUGGCUAUACAUCAUGUCCUUUGGUGACAAGUUACAGUAAAUGUAUCUUGGCUGAAUUUGAUUUUAACGGUCAACCACUAGAAACUUUUCCAGUUGAUCAAGGCAAGGAACGAAGAAGCAUGUUUUUGAUGAAGAAAUAUUUCAUGCCUUUCUUGUAUUGGAAUGGUAUGUUGAAGGGUUAUUGGAACGGACCUGGUGUUUUUAGGAAGAUAAUGAGGUUGGGACAAUAAAUAUAUAAGUGUCAUAUACAUUUGUUAAAAAGAAGCUAGUCUUCAAAGAAAAGUGUUAUUGUUACACUAAGCUGGUAUUUAAUAAGACGAUAAAGAAGUGAUAUAGUAUUGUUUGAUACAGAUGUUCAUCCGCUGAUGGUGAAUAAAUAUUUUCUUAUUUAAUAUACAUAUUUAAUAUUGAUUAAUAGAUUCAAUUCAUACUGCUGUUAUUUUUAGCCCAUCAUGCAAAUAGUCUAGUUUUUUACCGCUAAAGGGGAUAGGAGAAUGAUUCGAAGGACACUAAGCAAAUAAUUUUUCUGAUGAGUACCAGUAUAUGUUGUUGAAAAUAAUUGAUUUAUUUUAAAACAUUUUAAGGUGCAGGCAUUACUUAACCAAUUCACUCAGGAAAUUGAAAGUCUCCCAUUCAUUUUGAAUCAAAACUUUAUAUAAUUGUUAAUGAUAACUGAUCAGUUUCCAUAUUUUCGAGGUUUCGGUUUGAGAAAAUUCUCAUUGCCUUGGAAUUGGUUAAGAAUCAUACAAUGUAGAGCCUACACUGUUGAGUUUAAUUUUGUAGACAUUGAAAACUGGAUAGGGUACAGUGGGUGAAGAUAUCAAUGCAGUAGACAUAUUCCCCUGCUAAUUUAGUGCUAUCAUAAUGUAAUCUUGUUUUGCUUUUAUUUGUUUUAGCUUAAUUUGUACAUUCUUUGUAUACUUCUAAAAUAAUGAACUGAAGAAAUGUUGCUGUUUCCUAGUACAUUUAAUUGAUAGAAACAUAAAUAUUCAGUGCAUUUAAAUUUUGUGGUAGAAAAUACUGUUUGGUCAAGACUUUGGACUUUUGAGUGAUAUCUGAAUCUGUCCAUGUUUUUUAUACGCCCACAUUUUUAUGUGGACGUAUAUUGCCGUUGCCCCUGUCCGUCUGGACUAGUCUACAGGUCACAAUUUUUAUUCGAUUUCAACGAAACUUAAAAUGUAGGUUUAUCUCCCUAAGAUAUCGGUUCCUUUCGAUAUUGGCAUGUAUCGGAUUGAAACUUCAUGGUUUAUGGCCCCUGAUUGUACGAAAAAUCACGUUUUUAGCUUGUGGAUACUCUAAAUGUCACAAUUUUCACCCGAUUUUGAUUAAACUUGAAAUGCAUGUUUAUAACCCAAAGAUCGUGGUUCCUUUCGCGCAUAUCAAGGUUGUAGAUCCUCUAGAGGUCACAAUUUUUAUCCGAUUUUGAUCAAACUUGACAUGCAUGUUUAUAACCCAAAGAUCUUGGUUGCUGUCGAUAUUUGCGCAUAUCGGAUUGUAACUUCCUGAAUUAUGGCCCCUGAUUGUACGAAAAAUCGUGUUUUUAGCUUUUGGUCCCUUUAGAGGUCACAAUUAUUAUCUGAUUUACAAAAAUGUUGGUUGAGUUCGAAUUUCGUGAAAAUCGGACCAAAACUGUCAGACAGAAUGGCCGCCCCUCGUGAGCAAAUAGUGUAAACAUCUGGUAUAUCAAGGUUGUGGACCCUCUCGAGGUCAGAAUUUUGAUCCGAUUCGUUCUCCGUCCAUCUCUUGCAAAAUGUGGGCGUAACUUCCAUGGCAACCACUUGUUUUAAAUAUAUGCACACAUUGAAAUGUGGUUUGAUUCUGUCCUCGCCAUACAGUUCCUUGUGGACGCUCUAGAGACUAAAGUUAUUAUCCAAUUGACAAAUAUCGGUACUCCUAAAAUUUACAACGAUUUCCAAUUGUUAUGGACCUUUAUCACUUUCAAAGUCUUGUGGAUUAUCUAGAGGCUAAAUAUAUCUUUUGAUUGACUUUGAAUUUAACAUGAGAGAAAGAAGCCUAUUGAUUGUGGAUAAUAUCCAAUAAUUACUGCCAGAGUUAUGGCUCUUGAUCAAGUUGCAAAAUCUUGUCCUUAGAUUUAUUUACAGUUGUUAAUGUCAUGUAGGUUUUCUACAAUAAUUACUUCCAGAGUUAUUACCUUUGACUCCUUGCAUGCUCAAAAUAAUAUCUUUCAAGUGUCUUUAUUAUACAAAGUUAAUGAUUUGAAAUUAAUACACAAUGUUCAUGAAAUGAGACAUCAGAGCUAAAUUAACCUUUUGAUUAAUGUUUAGGUAGACAAGGAGUUGUAUCUAAUUUUAUUAAUUUUUUAUAAUCACUUCAUGAGUUGUUACUCAUGAUCAGUUUUUAUUGUCUUGUAAUUGCUCCCAUAACAACUUCAUUUGGACUGCUCAGAUGACUGUGGCAUAUGUUUCAUAGUCUUGCAACCUACUUUUAAAACACUAUACUUUACUGGAGGUGGCUUGAAUGUUCACUGUUCCUGCAGUAUUGCAGGUGAGCAGUGGACAGAUUCUAAAUUCUAGCCAGAUCCUUUUCUUCAAAUAUUUUUAUACCUGUGGCCAUAACACUGUUAACCCGUUAAGCGUGACGUUUUUAAAACAUUCACUACCCCCUAUUGUGUAAUUAAUUUGACGAAGUGACGAAGAACUAUGUACUAUGUUCUAAGAAUAGGUUGGGGAAAAUACCUCCAAGUCAUUAUAUUACGCCCUACACACAGUGAGUGGCAGUUGUCCAGGACGUUAUAUAACGCCCUACACACUUAACGGGUUAACCUUUCAUAAAUCCAAAUAUAUUAAUAAAAACUUGUUAACCUUUGAUAAAUCCAAAUAUAUUUAUGAAAGCUUGUUUUUGUAUUCAUAUAUUAUGUUUAUUAUUGUAUUUUCAUACUAUCAAUCUAUAUUGUAUUGUUAUUAUCAGGUUAUUAAACAGAUAUAUCUAAUUA